Molecule: messenger RNA, 836 nt
Organism: Saccostrea cuccullata (small rock oyster)
Lineage: Eukaryota; Metazoa; Mollusca; Bivalvia; Ostreida; Ostreidae
Exons: 10
Coding region: 164-685 (173 amino acids)
Source: RefSeq, a predicted model, not a curated record
GUCACAAUAGAAAUCUCGUCUCGGAUUGCUUCACAGACAACAACUUGUCGAAGGUAGAAAUAAAUCAGUCAGUCGAAAUCGUGAAUUCCACUUCACAUAUAAAUCGUUCACCGUGAGUCCGUGAACCCAUAUACUAACCAGCGAAUAGCAGUAAACAAGCAACAUGAAUGAUUUUCAAGGGACAUCGGGUGAAAAUGCAGAGGCUUCAUCUAGCGGCUCCAGUAUAUAUAGAGACGCUCUAGCUGUCCUCUCGAGCUCGAAUGAAGAAUUUGAGUCGACCACGUCCGUGCUUGAUUCAGCUCAGGACGAUAACAAAAUGUUAGCAGAGGCACGAAGAAUGUCCUCCAUUUUGUUCAAAAGCCCGUUGGAUGAAAAGCGGAUUUUACAGGCCAAAAAGAUGAGCCAAACGGCUAUUCAAAAUGCCUUCUCAGCGGCUGCCGAGAAAGACAGGAAUGAUGAAACAAUGGCCCAGACAAGCAGUGCUUCCAGCCCUGCUGUCAACAUUAACUUGUCAAGGACAAAGGAGAUUGAGGCCAGGAAGAUGUCAACAACAUCAAUUCGUAGUGCGUUUUCCAUGGCAGCAUUUGAUAACCGAUCUGCAACAGUUGCCGAGCCCAGACGGGGUGUUUUCUCCCGAAUCCUUAAUUUUUUUAGAUGCACUUCUUGCUGCGGCAGGAGAAAUUAAUGACUUAUUAAUUAAUCAUUAAUUAUGUGCUUAAUGUAUAUAUUGAUAUUUUUUAAAUAACAUAUUGUGUAAUUUUUUAAAUAACAUAUUGUGUAAGUUUUUAAAGAACAUAUCUUGUAUUUUUUUUUUCAAUUUGAUAUUAAUUAUAUAA